AUGAAGAGAAUCUAUCCGCUGCGAUGUUUUCGAUACACAUUUACAGAAGUGGAGGGAAAAAAAUUCUCUGGUGGCAUUAGCAAAACAGUCGUAGCACCAUUGGAACGAGUGAAAUUGUUGUUACAAACGCAAGAUGUCAAUCAAAAAGCAUUAGAAAAAGGAAAAUAUAAAGGUUUUGGCGACUGUUUUGUUCGAUGUGUGAAAGAAGAAGGUGCAUUAUCAUUGUGGAGAGGCAACUGGGCAAAUGUUAUCCGAUAUUUUCCAACACAAGCAUUAAAUUUUGCUUUCAAAGAAACUUAUCAAAAAAUGUUUGCCAAUUACAAUCCAAAAACAGAUCCAUACAAGUUUUUUGCUGGAAAUUUGUUUGCUGGAGGUAUGGCUGGAGCAACUGGACUUUUAUUUGUCUAUCCAUUGGAUUUUGCUCGUACUCGACUUGGUGUUGAUAUUGGAAAAAAUGUACAUGAACGACAAUUUAAAGGAAUGAACGAUUGUCUCGUAAAAAUAUUCAAAGCCGAUGGCAUACGAGGGCUUUAUCGUGGAUUUUCUAUUUCGGUGGCCGGUAUUUUUGUUUAUCGGGCAUUUUAUUUUGGAGGAUACGAUGCCGGAAAAAGAUUUAUGUUUGGUGAUAAUCCAAAUCCAAAUAUUUUCUAUCGCUUUUUAUUUGCACAAGCUAUUACCUCGUCAUCAGAAUUUUUAGCUUAUCCAUUAGAUACAAUAAGAAGACGAUUAAUGAUGCAAAGUGGCCGUGGUGAUGUUAUUUAUACAGGCACAAUUGAUUGUGCAACAAAAAUUCUUCGAAAUGAAGGCUCAUUGGCAUUUUUUAAAGGAAAUCUGUCGAAUAUCUAUCGUAGCGUUGGAAAUUCGUUUCUACCAUUCAAUUUAACAAUGAAUUUAAUUGAUCUUGACUGGAAAUUUGCUAUUAAUGUUGCUUCGUCUACGACUGAACCGUCAUCAACAUCUGGUGAUACAGCACGUUUAUACUUAAAAUUUACUGUUAUGGAUAAAACUGGAGGACAAAAGAAAGACGUACCAGUUAGUGUUACAUUGGAACAGUUUUAUGCACUUGUUCAUCAAUUGCAGAAAGCAAAAACUGAAAUGGAAGUUUAUUCGUCCGACAAUAAUGCAAUAUAA
Messenger RNA from Didymodactylos carnosus, 1131 nucleotides. NCBI's taxonomy places the organism in Eukaryota, Metazoa, Rotifera, Eurotatoria, Philodinida, Philodinidae. The record is from the annotation of a GenBank genome assembly.